Debaryomyces hansenii CBS767 is the source of this 1062-nucleotide messenger RNA. RefSeq names its product homoserine kinase (gene THR1). NCBI's taxonomy places the organism in Eukaryota, Fungi, Ascomycota, Pichiomycetes, Serinales, Debaryomycetaceae. Gene Ontology annotation, biological process: L-threonine metabolic process. Gene Ontology annotation, molecular function: homoserine kinase activity; ATP binding. The transcript has a single exon. The coding region runs from base 1 to 1062 and encodes 353 amino acids. The record is from RefSeq and is a predicted model, not a curated record.
AUGACAGUUAAAACUUUUGAGUUGAAGGUUCCUGCUUCCUCAGCAAAUAUUGGUCCUGGAUUUGAUGUUUUAGGUAUCGGUUUGAAUUUAUACUUGACCAUUAAAGUCACAGUCGAUUCUUCAAAGGAUACUUCUUCAGACCCAUAUAAUUGUAAAAUUACCUAUGAAGGUGAUGGUGCUGAUAAGGUUCCUUUAAGUUCCGAUAGUAACUUGAUAACACAAACUGCAUUGUAUGUUUUAAGAUGUAAUGAUAUUCAUUCGUUCCCACAAGGUACUCAUAUCCAUGUUAAUAAUCCAAUUCCAUUAGGUAGAGGGUUGGGCUCCUCAGGUUCUGCUCUUGUUGGAGGUAUAAUGUUGGGAAAUGAAUUAGGAGAGUUAAAGUUGUCGAAAUUGAGAAUGUUAGAUUACUGUUUGUUGAUUGAAAGGCAUCCAGAUAACAUAGCUGCUUCUAUGUUAGGUGGAUUUGUUGGCUCUUACAUGAAUGAGUUAUCACCGGAGGAAUCCGAAGCCAAGAACGUUCCAUUAGAAUUUAUUUUGCCGAAACCUGGUAAAACUCCAAGAGAAAAGUAUAUUACAGAGGAACCACCUAAAAAUAUUGGGGAAUAUUUGCAAUAUAACUGGAGCAAAAAAAUUAGAUGCGUGGCCAUAAUACCAGAUUUUGAAGUACCAACAGACGAAUCGAGAGCUGUAUUACCUGAAUUAUAUAACAAACAGGAUAUAGUGUUUAACUUGCAAAGAUUAGCGGUAUUGACCACAGUAUUGACUCACGAGAACCCAGACCAUAAGCUUAUCUACAAAGCGAUGAAAGACAAAAUCCAUCAGCCAUACAGAUAUAAAUUAAUCCCUGGACUAGGCGAAGUUUUAAAAAGCGUUACACCAGACACCGAUAAAGGAUUAUGUGGUAUUUGCUUAUCAGGCGCUGGUCCUACCAUUUUAUGUUUGGCUACGGAAGGCUUUGACGAAAUAGCUAAUAAGGUUAUUUCUAUAUUCAAGAAAGAAGGUGUUGAAUGUGAUUGGAAACUAUUAGAUUUAGCUUACGAUGGGGCAACUGUCGAGUAUUAG